Messenger RNA from Aedes aegypti (yellow fever mosquito), 593 nucleotides. Its product is annotated as cuticle protein 19. Gene Ontology annotation, cellular component: extracellular matrix. The record is from RefSeq and is a predicted model, not a curated record. The coding region runs from base 138 to 482 and encodes 114 amino acids. NCBI's taxonomy places the organism in Eukaryota, Metazoa, Arthropoda, Insecta, Diptera, Culicidae. The transcript has 2 exons.
CCUUCUUGUAAUGCGGGCGCUUUGGAUAGCCAAAGUUUCGUUCGUAUAAAUAUUCUUCGACCGUUGGUCAACAGCAACAGUUUACCCGCAGCGUUCGUUCUAGUGUCACAUUGAUCCUAUCGCACAGGAGAUCCAAAAUGUUCAAGAUUAUCGCUUUGGUUGCCUGUCUGGCUAUUGUUGUAUCAGCUGAGUAUCACAUUGUAGAGGAACAUCACCAUCACGAGGAUUACCAUUCGCAUCCUAAGUACAAAUUUGAGUAUGGUGUUAAGGACCCGCAUACCGGAGAUCACAAGAGCCAGUGGGAACACCGCGAUGGAGAUGUGGUAGUGGGAACCUACACUCUGGAUGAAGCCGAUGGAACCCAUCGUAUUGUGUCGUACAACUCAGAUGACCACAAUGGAUUCCAGGCUCACGUGCAACGAGUUGGACACGCCCACCAUCCACAUGGAGAAAGCUGGGCUAAUAUCGAUCAACACCACUAGAAUGAAAUGGGCGGCGCAAUUGAUUCACUAAUUCAAUUUCAUGACUGUUGCUAGUUGUAUAAGAAGAUCACAUGCCAAAACAAUAGAAUGUUCCUCGCUUGUACAAUUGAA